Nicotiana attenuata is the source of this 1216-nucleotide messenger RNA. RefSeq names its product alpha N-terminal protein methyltransferase 1. The coding region runs from base 6 to 983 and encodes 325 amino acids. The record is from RefSeq and is a predicted model, not a curated record. Gene Ontology annotation, molecular function: methyltransferase activity. Gene Ontology annotation, cellular component: cytoplasm. The transcript is spliced from 8 exons. Gene Ontology annotation, biological process: N-terminal protein amino acid methylation. Lineage: Eukaryota; Viridiplantae; Streptophyta; Magnoliopsida; Solanales; Solanaceae.
CCCUUAUGAUACUUUCAUAUGGACACAGGAAAGCCCCUUCCCUUCCUAGCCUUGGCUCUCACUUUCAAAUUCCCGACCUCUUUCUAGCGCCGAAAUUACCAGCACGUAGAGCAAGGACAGCAUUGGCCGCUCGGCCUCUGACCCAAAUGGAAAUCGGCGGAUUAGACUCCGAUGGCCGUGAAUUUAGAAACGCGGACGAGAUGUGGAGAGAAGAAGUAGGAGAUGGUGACCACCAAAAGAAAUCUCAAUGGUAUAGCAAAGGCAUCAAUUACUGGGAAGGUGUGGAAGCCACAGUGGAUGGUGUGCUGGGCGGAUAUGGGCAUGUGAAUGAGGCUGAUAUAAAGGCAAGUGAGGAAUUUCUCAACACCAUUUUGGCAGAAAGGUUCCCUGAUGCUGGAAGAGGCCGCCAUCUUGUAGCUCUGGAUUGUGGAUCUGGCAUUGGAAGGGUUACCAAGAAUCUUCUUAUACGAUAUUUCAAUGAGGUCGACCUUCUGGAGCCUGUAUCACAUUUUUUGGAAUCAGCCCGGGUAAAUUUGGCUCCUGAAAAUUUAAUGGUGUCAGAGUUGCACAAAGCUGCCAAUUUUUAUUGUGUUCCACUCCAGGAAUUUACUCCUGAUGCUGAAAGAUAUGAUGUUAUUUGGGUUCAAUGGUGUAUUGGGCAUCUUGCAGAUGAUGACUUCAUUUCAUUCUUCAAGAGAGCAAAGGUCGGCUUGAAACCUGGUGGACUUUUUGUUCUAAAAGAGAACAUUGCAAAAACAGGAUUUGUCUUGGACAAAGAAGAUAAGAGCAUCACAAGAUCAGAUUCAUAUUUUAAGGAGCUGUUCAAUCAAUGUGGACUAUGCAUCUACAAGAUGAAGGAUCAAAAAGGAUUUCCAGAUGAAUUAUUUGCUGUGAAGAUGUAUGCAUUGACUACUGAGAUGCCAAGGCAAGGUAAUAAACCUAGACCUAAACGGACAACUAAUAGACCUGCUAUCAUCAGAUGAUGAAUAUCACAUUUGUGUGGUUUUACUAACUUUGGAUGAAGUAAUUCAUAGCUUAUUUGUUUUUAGGUUACAUCUAUGCGAGUUCUGUCAAUGUUAGGUUAUUGCUUUUGGAUAUAAUUAUAUACAUUGAUAAUGAAGAGAUUUGUUGUGUACUUUAGCUUAUUAUAGGUUACUUCUUAUGUUGAAUUAUUUAUGCAACCGCUUUUGUAUCAAUGUAUUCUGCUGUUCUUGUA